AUGUUUAGAAAAUCUAUCCUCAAAAUAAGAGGUAUUUGCUUAGAGGUUUCCCAAUUAGCAAUUUUUAGUACAAAUUACGUUCAAUCUUUUUCAAGUAUAGAUAUUAAAAAGUAUCACAAAUUCUAAAUGAACUACCUGCAAACUACUUUUAUAGAAAGAUUAACUGAGUUAACUAGUAAAAUAUCUGAAAUUAUAUCUAACUCCUGCAAGAAUUCUCUCUAGGUUUUCACUCAAGUUCAUCAUAUUUCAACAUUAUAAGAGGCAUCUUUUACUUAACAAGCUGUUUUGACUUUCCAAUAUAAAUAGCUAACACAUUUUAUUAGAUUUGUAGAUUUUUUACAUACAGACUCUAAAUCUUGGUUGAUGUGCUAAGGACUGGGAUCUAUUGUUAAAAUGAUUGAUAAUAUGAUACACGGGAGAGAAGUAGGAGGAAAAGUAAAGAUUAAUGGAUUUCUUGAGAAGGAAGAUAAUGGGUGUGAGAAGCUGUAUCCUUCCAGAGAAUUAUAAAAUUAAAUAUUCGAAUCUAUAGUAUAUAAAAGUUGUGAAAUUACUGCUAAUCUUCAUGAAUAUUUUUACAUGCGACCUGAGCUAAAGGAAUACAUGAUAAUUGACUUUUUUGAGAACUAAAGCUAAGACCCCGUUGAAAUGAAGGCAGAACUUCAAUAAAACAUCAAAAGCAGUGUUGAAUACAAGCAAAACUUUAGCGAACUUCAGCAAAUGCUAGAUUUAAAUUACAGAUAAAUUGAAAACAAAUGUGGAGUCAUCCAAACUCUUAGAGAGCUUUAUAAGAAUUAUCAACCUAUUUAGAAUGAUUAACUGGGUAGAUAUGAGGCUUAGGAAUUUUCAGAUUUAUUUAAUGUUUUCUUGCAGGAUAAAAAGGAUUUGUAUGAAAUGGAUAAUCACAUGGACAUAGGAUUUUAUAGUUUAGACCACACAGAAUUAAUUGAGUAGGUCAAAAAUCAGAUGAAUAUUUUUUAUAAGAAUUCUUUUGCUGCAAUCGAAGAAAAAAUAGACCAAAUGGCAUGCUUCUUCUUUGAGAAACUAAAGCAAAAUAAUAAGCUACUUUACAAUUACCCUGAGAAUUUGGAUUAGUUUUACUAAUUCCUUAUUUCCUAUUAAAUCAUUGAAAAGUAAAGAGACGUAGACAAAAGUUUUAUGAGAAGAAUUUAAGAUUUGAGCCAAGUUUGUGUUAAUAAAAAAAUUAUGCUCUCUGGCUAGUUGAAAUAAUUAAUCACUCAGACAAUAUAUUCGUAUGGGGAACUUGAAAAGAAAAUUACAGAAAUUCAAGCAAACAUGGACAGCAUUCAAUUUAAAUACAAGCAGUAGCUUGAGAGAGAAAUCGAAAUCUUUAAAAUUAAAACAAACACUUUCAUAAAUAAGAAUUUAACGUACUUGCAAAUCCACAGAGAUUUGUAAGAUGUUAAUUUUAUCAUGCAAAGACUAAAAGAAGAACUUUAAAAUGAUUAUGACUAGUUAGAUCUAAUUAAGAAAAGUAUACUAGUCACUUACCAGCACUUAGACAUCGAUCCUAAAUAUCACGCAGAUUUCUCAUUUUACUAGGCACAUAAAGUGUUUCUGUCAAAAACAGAAAGGUUUUGGGAAAUAGUAAAAUAUUGGAUAGAUAUUUAGAAUAGUCUACUUAAUCAGCAUUACAAAAUAAUACAAACAGAUUCGUUAAUGCUAGAAAUAGAGGAAGUUCUUGCCUCUAGAUAGAAUAACAUUGUCAAAAUUUUGGAAAUUUAAGAUUACUUGGACUUGGAUGUCUAAAAUAGUGAAGUAGUCAUUUAGCUUUUCUAGUUCUUGCAAAACAUGAGCAAUAUUUUAAAGUUUUGCAACGAAUUAAAGCUUUUAACUUCAAUUGAAGACAAAAAAUCUCAGAUUAAUAAUUAAAUAAACAUAAUACUUAAUAAUUAGCAGUAAAAGCUGUUUCCUGAUCUGGUAAUAAUUCAUUUAUUGAUAGAUUGA
Tetrahymena thermophila SB210 is the source of this 1965-nucleotide messenger RNA. RefSeq lists its product as hypothetical. NCBI's taxonomy places the organism in Eukaryota, Ciliophora, Oligohymenophorea, Hymenostomatida, Tetrahymenidae. The transcript is spliced from 7 exons. The record is from RefSeq and is a predicted model, not a curated record.